Molecule: messenger RNA, 1332 nt
Organism: Oncorhynchus mykiss (rainbow trout)
Lineage: Eukaryota; Metazoa; Chordata; Actinopteri; Salmoniformes; Salmonidae
Source: RefSeq, a predicted model, not a curated record
AUGAUCUUGGACCCAUUUAGUCGACGCCCCACCGGCCCCGACCCAUUUAGUCGACGCCCCACCGGCCCCGACCCAUUUAGCCGACGCCCCACCGGCCCCGAUCCAUUUAGUCGACGCCCCACCGGCCCCGACCCAUUUAGUCGACGCCCCACCGGCCCCGACCCAUUUAGCCGACGCCCCACCGGCCUCGAUCCAUUUAGUCGACGCCCCACCGGCCCCGACCCAUUUAGCCGACGCCCCACCGGCCCCGACCCAUUUAGCCGACGCCCCACCGGCCCCGACCCAUUUAGCCGACGCCCCACCGGCCCCGACCCAUUUAGCCGACGCCCCACCGGCCCCGACCCAUUUAGCCGACGCCCCACCGGCCCCGACCCAUUUAGUCGACGCCCCACCGGCCCCGACCCAUUUAGUCGACGCCCCACCGGCCCCGACCCAUUUAGUCGACGCCCCACCGGCCCCGACCCAUUUAGUCGACGCCCCACCGGCCCCGACCCAUUUAGUCGACGCCCCACCGGCCCCGACCCAUUUAGUCGACGCCCCACCGGCCCCGACCCAUUUAGUCGACGCCCCACCGGCCCCGACCCAUUUAGUCGACGCCCCACCGGCCCCGACCCAUUUAGUCGACGCCCCACCGGCCCCGACCCAUUUAGUCGACGCCCCACCGGCCCCGACCCAUUUAGUCGACGCCCCACCGGCCCCGACCCAUUUAGUCGACGCCCCACCGGCCCCGACCCAUUUAGUCGACGCCCCACCGGCCCCGACCCAUUUAGUCGACGCCCCACCGGCCCCGACCCAUUUAGUCGACGCCCCACCGGCCCCGACCCAUUUAGUCGACGCCCCACCGGCCCCGACCCAUUUAGUCGACGCCCCACCGGCCCCGACCCAUUUAGUCGACGCCCCACCGGCCCCGACCCAUUUAGUCGACGCCCCACCGGCCCCGACCCAUUUAGUCGACGCCCCACCGGCCCCGACCCAUUUAGUCGACGCCCCACCGGCCCCGACCCAUUUAGUCGACGCCCCACCGGCCCCGACCCAUUUAGUCGACGCCCCACCGGCCCCGACCCAUUUAGUCGACGCCCCACCGGCCCCGACCCAUUUAGUCGACGCCCCACCGGCCCCGACCCAUUUAGUCGACGCCCCACCGGCCCCGACCCAUUUAGUCGACGCCCCACCGGCCCCGACCCAUUUAGUCGACGCCCCACCGGCCCCGACCCAUUUAGUCGACGCCCCACCGGCCCCGACCCAUUUAGUCGACGCCCCACCGGCCCCGACCCAUUUAGUCGACGCCCCACCAGCCCCGACCCAUUUAGUCGACGACCCCGACCCAUUUAG